GCUGCCAUGACGAUAAAAGACCCAGACGGGAGUACGGCCAACGGUGUGAGACAUGGUGGGUCACAGCAGGGAGGGGCUCCGAACGCUCGACCAGCGCGACCUCAUCUGACCGGUAGGAAGUUGUCUCUGCAGGAAAGAGGCACUUACCUGUCACCAGGCUCAGGAGGAGGUUACAACCACAUCUCCCCACGUGUGGCUCGCAAGCCCACGGUGGAGUCAAAGCGUGUGUCAAUAUCAGACUCUCAGGACUGUAUCCAGUUGAACCAGUAUAAGCUGAAAAGUGAGAUUGGAAAGGGCUCCUACGGUGUGGUGAAACUGGCGUACAACGAGGACGAUGACAAACACUACGCCAUGAAGGUGGUUUCCAAGAAGAAGUUACUGAAGCAGUGUGGAUUUCCACGACGCCCGCCUCCGAGGGGCCCUAAGGCAGCUCUGGGAGAGCAGCCAAAAAUCUUAGGGCCUUUGGAGAGAGUGUACCAGGAGAUUGCCAUCCUGAAGAAACUGGACCAUGUUAAUAUUGUGAAGCUGGUGGAGGUGCUGGAUGAUCCAACAGAGGACAACCUGCACAUGGUGUUUGAACUCAUGCAGAAGGGUCCAGUGAUGGAAGUACCAACAGACAAGACUUUGUCAGAGGAGCAGUCCAGGUUGUACUUCAGAGACGUCAUACUCGGCAUCGAGUACUUGCACUACCAAAAGAUCGUCCACCGGGACAUCAAGCCCUCAAACUUGUUACUGGGUGAUGACGGCCAUGUGAAGAUCGCAGACUUUGGAGUCAGCAACCAGUUUGAGGGAAAUGAUGCUCUGCUGUCCAGCACAGCAGGGACCCCGGCCUUCAUGGCUCCAGAGACCCUGUCAGAUCAACGCAAGAGCUUCAGUGGAAAAGCUCUGGAUGUCUGGGCGAUGGGAGUAACUCUCUACUGCUUCGUCUUUGGGAAAUGCCCGUUUAUUGACGAGUACAUAUUGGCUUUGCACAACAAGAUAAGGACAAAGCCCGUGGAAUACCCUGAAGCACCGCAGGUUAGUGAAGAGCUGCGAACUCUGAUCUUGCGAAUGCUCGACAAGAACCCCGACACCAGGAUCACCCUCCCUGAGAUCAAGAUGGACCAGUGGGUGACUAAAGGAGGAGAAGACCCUCUCCCUCUGGAGGAGGAGCACUGUACUGUGGUGGAGGUGACAGAAGAGGACAUUCAGAACUCAGUCAAAUUUGUCCCCAGUCUCUCUGCAGUGGUAAGAAGACAUUUAUCCACAAAAUAUACUGUGAGAGACGGGUUCUGUUUGUUGCACUUCCAGAUAAAUAAUAUGGCCAUUCUCUGUCAACUGAAGUUUAACAUAGAAAAUAUUAACUUUGUGUCGAUAUUGUCCAAAUACUUAAUUCAACCGAUAUGUCUGACAUGAGAUUAAUUAAAUAAGCUGCAAUGCUGCCAUCUAGUGACCUUCACUUCAAUAUACAGUGGUUUAUCCCCAACACUAUUUUUAGGGCACAUAUCUUUUAGCGAAACCCAAUCAUUGCGUUAUCAGGUUUUCAUUAUCAGAGGAAAACCCAAUAAUGGUCUGGUGAAUAUGUUUUCUGCUCAUUCUGUGUCUGGUUAUAUUCUAGAUUUUGGUCAAAGCCAUGCUGAGGAAGCGCUCCUUCAGUAACCCAUUUGAAUGUCCAAGCAGGAGAGAGGAGCGCUCCAUGUCAGCACCGGGCAGCCUGCUGAUCUUUGAAUGGUUGAGGGAUCCAGGCUGACGGGGAAUAAUCCAGAUCCAUGAGAACCUCACACUGACCUUGGAGUCUGUGUUGGAUUGAACGUAUCCACCAUAUCCUUACAUGUAGUUUCAACAGUGACAGUCAAGGGCGGAUGGGGGCAUCUGUAGCUGCUGUUGUUUCACUGCAGCAGGGCCAAUAAUCCAUGGUUAGCAUCCAUGGAAAUUAUUUUCAGUUAAGUCCAAUGUGAAGCCGACUUCUUAUCUUUUACUGUUUUAGGAUUUCUUUUGUUCCAGUUGAUUUCAUCCCUGUGUCUGUCACAUCCCCACUGUUCCAUGUCAGCCAGUCACAGCUGAUUGAAUGAGAUGCCUAGUAUAGUAAAAGGGUUGUCGGUGCAAGAUAAAGCAAUACUGCCCUCUGCUGAACAUUUUACUGAAUAAAACAAUUUCGUGGUCAAACCAAGACAAGGAGUAACUGAUCUAAGAAACAAGUCCAUUAAGCGUCCAUACAAAGCUGUAUAACAAAGUGCAAUUGAAGAAUGAACAAAGGUCAUUCCCUUCCCAGGUGGCAAAGGUCACUUGUGUAUCACCACUCACUUAAACUAAACAGUUUAGAAUAUGUAGAUUUUCUUUCCCCCUGGACAAUGUAAAUAUAAACCGUUGACAAUCAAAGUGUUAAAAACUCCUGACAUAGAUUUGAACAUUUUUAGGUUUCGGUUUCAUCUUUGCAGUUGACCUUUACCCUCUGACCUUUGACUUUCCUGUCUUCUCUCUCUCUCACUGCUGCAGGGACUCCUGGCCACUCCGACCCUCUUUAAAACUUCACCCUUCUCUCAGAAAGAGCAGUACUGGAGAUGGACCCAGAGAAGGAGAACUGGAGGACCUGCGUGAGGACGAGUCCUCCUCAUGAGCUUUGUCCCCCCCCGUUUUUG
This is a messenger RNA of Cynoglossus semilaevis (tongue sole), 2618 nucleotides long. It is a transcript of the gene camkk1a, whose product is annotated as calcium/calmodulin-dependent protein kinase kinase 1, alpha a. Lineage: Eukaryota; Metazoa; Chordata; Actinopteri; Pleuronectiformes; Cynoglossidae. Gene Ontology annotation, biological process: protein phosphorylation; CAMKK-AMPK signaling cascade. The record is from RefSeq and is a predicted model, not a curated record. Gene Ontology annotation, molecular function: protein serine/threonine kinase activity; ATP binding. The transcript has 15 exons. The coding region runs from base 7 to 1395 and encodes 462 amino acids.